AUGGCCAACGAAGCCCCCCGGCCGAAGCUCCUCUGGAAUUCCGACAAUGUCAAAGACGUCGCCGAAUCCGUUGGCAUCAGCUCGCUCAACGACGAAGCCCUCAAGGCACUGACGCAGGACGUCGAGUAUCGCAUCGGCCAAGUCAUCAUCGAGGCGCUCCGCCUGAUGCGCGCCGCUCGCAGAACCACCCUCACUGUCAACGACGUCUCCCUCGCACUCAAAGUCCUUGAUGUAGAGCCUCUCUACGGAUACGAUUCCACGCGACCGCUUCGCUACGGCGAGGCGAGCCUUGGUCCCGGCCAACCGUUAUUCUACAUUGAAGACGAAGAGGUGGAUUUUGAAAAGCUCAUCAAUGCGCCCUUACCCAAAGUUCCUCGCGACAUGAACUUUACAGCCCACUGGCUCGCAAUCGAAGGCGUCCAGCCAUCAAUACCCCAGAACCCAACGACAGCCGAAUCGCGCUCCCAAGAGCUGCUUCCCAAAGGCCCCGGCGCAAAUCCCGCUCUCGCCGCCCUGGCCGGAAACGACAACGUGGCCGUCAAACCCUCCGUCAAACACAUUGUCAGCAAAGAGCUCAUUCUGUAUUUUGACAAGAUCCAGGCCGCCAUUCUCGACGAUAACCCCGACGAAGAAGUCGUCCGUCUGCGCCAAGCAGCACUGGGCUCUGUACGCGACGACCCGGGUCUGCACCAGCUUGUCCCGUACUUUAUCAACUUCAUCAUGGACAGGGUGACGCACCACCUCGACGACACCUUUACACUCCGGCACAUGAUGGAGCUGACGAAUGCCCUCAUCGAAAACAAGAGCCUCUUCCUAGAUCCAUACGCCUCCUCGUUGUCCGCCCCGGCAUUGACGUGCCUGAUGGCCCGGAAGCUAGGCACCGAUGACGGCGUGGACGCCAUGAAGGACCAGUACGAUCUGCGACAGCUGGCGGCGUCGUUGGUGGGCCGCAUCGCCCGCAAGUACUCGGCCUCCAACACCCUGCUGCGUCCAAAGCUCACGCGCACGUGUCUCAAGUACUUCCUGGAUCCCACGAAACCGCCUGCCGUUCUGUACGGAGCCAUCUACGGACUCCUGGAAGCCGGUGGCCCCGAAGCCAUUCGUGUCCUGGUGCUCCGCAACAUGAAGACGUUCGACGCGGCUAUUCUGCAGCCGAUGAGGGACAGGUCCGAGGGCAGCAUCGAAUACGAGAUGCUGGUGCAGGGUCUUGUGCAAGCAGUGGCAUCGCUGGCGCAGCGUGGCGAACUGGGCGCUCCGAACGGGGUCAAUGGUACUGCGUCGGACUCGGAGCUCUCCGAGCUGAGCGAGUUUAUCGGAUCAAUCGUCGGGGGGAAGAUUGCCGCCGCAGGUAAUCGCGCUCUGGUGAGGACGAUACUAGACGCUCGAUCGCUGGCAUAG
Metarhizium robertsii ARSEF 23 is the source of this 1398-nucleotide messenger RNA. Its product is annotated as transcription initiation factor. Gene Ontology annotation, biological process: transcription initiation at RNA polymerase II promoter; RNA polymerase II preinitiation complex assembly. Lineage: Eukaryota; Fungi; Ascomycota; Sordariomycetes; Hypocreales; Clavicipitaceae. The coding region runs from base 1 to 1398 and encodes 465 amino acids. The record is from RefSeq and is a predicted model, not a curated record. Gene Ontology annotation, molecular function: transcription coactivator activity; RNA polymerase II general transcription initiation factor activity; protein heterodimerization activity. Gene Ontology annotation, cellular component: transcription factor TFIID complex; SAGA complex; SLIK (SAGA-like) complex. The transcript has 2 exons.